Molecule: messenger RNA, 1497 nt
Organism: Lentinula edodes (shiitake mushroom)
Lineage: Eukaryota; Fungi; Basidiomycota; Agaricomycetes; Agaricales; Omphalotaceae
Product: Dihydroorotate dehydrogenase-domain-containing protein
Exons: 6
Coding region: 42-1493 (483 amino acids)
Biological process (GO): pyrimidine ribonucleotide biosynthetic process; 'de novo' pyrimidine nucleobase biosynthetic process
Cellular component (GO): cytoplasm; mitochondrial inner membrane
Molecular function (GO): dihydroorotate dehydrogenase activity
Source: RefSeq, a predicted model, not a curated record
GAUUUCUUCAUUUCCUUUCAUCAUCUCGCUCAGCGUCACGUAUGGCAGCUCUACGACAAGCUGCCUGUCGCUCGCUCUUCACACCACUGAAGACUCAUAAUGUGUCGAGAAACUUAUUCACAAAAGCAUCGCCUAUUCGUCGAUCACCUAUAACAGCUGGAAUUUAUGCAACUGCACUGGUACUCUCCACAGGUCUUUUUGCCGUGUAUUAUUUCGAUGCACGCUCAGCACUCCACAGAUAUGUAAUCAUGCCUGUGUUGAGGCAAACUUUGGACGCCGAGACCAGUCAUAAAAUCGCUGUAAAGGUCUUGCGGAGCGGUCUUGGGCCCAAGGAUCCUGUCACUGACGAUGAACACCUCAUGUUUGAAUUAUGGGGACACCAAAUCUCGAAUCCCAUUGGACUAGCAGCCGGUUUCGACAAAGACGGGGAAGCAAUAGAUGGGCUUUUUGAUCUCGGUUUUAGCUGGGUGGAAAUUGGCAGUAUCACGCCUAAGCCUCAGCCAGGCAAUCCCAAGCCACGCGUGUUCCGUCUCCCAGAAGACAACGCCAUCAUCAAUCGCUACGGUUUCCCUUCCCAAGGUCAUGCGACCGUAUUUUCUCGUGUCCGAGCGCGUCUUCCCAAAUUCCUCACCGGAGAAGAAACCAAAGCCUCUCUUCGGGACGGGUCUUUGCUAGCCGUUAAUUUGGGCAAAAACAAAGAAUCUCCGGCUGACUCAAUCGAUGAUUUCGUUGCGGGGGUUAGAACAUUUGGGCCCUUUUCAGAUGUGCUAGUGGUGAACGUUUCGAGCCCUAAUACACCUGGUCUAAGGGGGCUACAGAGCAAAGCGUCACUAGAAGCGUUGCUGACGGGUGUCACCCAGGCCAGAGACUCCCUGCCUCCAUCUUAUCUCACCUCUCAAAGGCCUCGCUUGGUUCUCAAGAUCGCCCCAGACUUAGAUCAGUCUCAAAUAGAAGAUAUUGCAAAUGUCAUCAAGAAUACUGGGAUUGACGGUGUCAUUGUUAGUAACACGACUAUUCAACGACCAUCACAUCUGCUAAGUGCUUCCCGCACUGAAAAUGGGGGACUUUCUGGGCCUCCCAUCAAACCAUACACUUUAACCGCUUUGAGGACAUUGCGAGCCAAUCUUCCUCCUCAUAUACCGAUCAUUGGUUGUGGAGGAAUAUCUAAUGGGGAAGAUGCCCUUGAAUAUGCUCGUGCUGGUGCUACGAUGGUACAGGUCUAUACUAGUUUUGGUUAUGAUGGCGUGGGCACAUGCAGAAGAAUAAAGGAUCAGAUCGUGGAGACUCUGCAGAAAGAGGGCACGACCUGGGCGGAGAUUGUGAAGAAAUCCGUGGACGAAUAUAGCUUGAGAGAAAAGCUCCCCGAGGCCAGAGACGGUCAGGGUACGGUGAAUCAGUUGAUUGAAGAGGCACAACAUCUCAACAAGCUACUGGAUGAACUUGGGCGCAAGAUGGACUCAGUGAACGAUCGUACCAUAGUAGCGGCUUUUUAACUGU